AUCCAAAUCGUGCUCACCCCGGCGCGCAGGGUCAUCAGAACCUUGCGACCAACUCCUCAUCUCGAUCACCGCAGUGGCCGCAAGUCGCGGCAACUGUGAACUCGCCUGGUGUCCCUCCCCGGGGAUACUACAACUACCCAAUGAUGCCGCAAGGUCCCUACCAAUCCGGCCCCUACCCGCCCGCACCUUAUAGAUACAGGCCUUAUGGUGCAUGGCAGCCUCCACCGACAAGCGAUGCUACUGCCGCACUCGCUGGGCCUUCUGACAAGACUGAUGUCUUUGAAGAGGAUGACGCGAGUGACGAGCAGGACGCCGACCCUUGGGCUGGCAUUGAAGGAAUCGCGCCCGAUCAAUACAUGAAAUGCGCCAGAACAAUGCUCAAAAUGGCGCGAGAAGACCUCGAAAAGUUUCGCAAUAGCGGCAAAGAUAUGCCACCAGUAUCUGUGGCAGCAAGAGCGUUCCUCGACGAGAAGGCCCUCCCUGCAAUUCGUACGGAAUUUGACGAAAUCUACGCUACAUUCCAUGAGAGAAAAGCAGCAAUACUACGAGGACAUUUACGUCUUCAACACAACGAUCAGCUACCCGCAACCCCGACCCCUCUGACCCCCGUCGGACUCAGCCCACGGCCGAAACCCCAAAGCCCGCAUCCUACGGGUGUCCCUUCCCAUACUGAUGACCUCAAGUAUGCUGGACGCAGCCAGCAGUAUUGGAAAGGACGCGUCAAAAAACCGACAUUCAAGCCCUUCACCUCACCCCAUACCCUGAGCAAGCUCAAGCGAUAUCCUAUCCCUAUGAGCGAGGAUGACAAAAUGGGCAAGGAUUUGAAGGCCUCCCGGGUUGACUCGCAGGCAGAAUAUUCCCUGCCUCAAAGACAGCUGGAGGCACAACCGGACCAAGGAAGCGUUAGCGAUAACCUUAAAGCCUAACGCCUAUUCCCUUCCCAUACUCCUAUGGCCAGGUUUAACUUGGUCAAUUCAGAAUCUCUUCCAUACUUUCUAGGGUGCUUCCUGGUAAACAUAUCACUUCUGCUUCAAGGUAUCGUCCUUGAGGUCUCGCGUCGAUGCUAGGUAUUCCUGGUGAAUUUCUCACUCCUGGUUCAUGGCUUUUGCCAUGAGGUGCUAUUUUCUUUUGCUAGGUUUAUCCCAGUGUUUUCUUGCUUCAUGGUAUUACCAUGAGGUGUUGUUUUCUUGCUAGGUUAUCCUGGUUCUGUCUCACUACAUCCU
This is a messenger RNA of Cucurbitaria berberidis CBS 394.84, 1223 nucleotides long. RefSeq lists its product as uncharacterized. The record is from RefSeq and is a predicted model, not a curated record. NCBI's taxonomy places the organism in Eukaryota, Fungi, Ascomycota, Dothideomycetes, Pleosporales, Cucurbitariaceae. Bases 141 to 926 code for a protein of 261 amino acids. The transcript is spliced from 2 exons.